AUGGCAUGCUUGGUGGACUACUCGUCGUCGGCCGGCGAAGAAGAUGAGGACAAGACAGCGGACGUGACGAAGCGGACCAGCCUGGAAGCGGCUGCAGCUGCACCCCCUGCAAGCCUCCCCCCACUGCCGCGGUCCUUUCAUGACAUCUACGCCGCAAAUGUCCGCACCAGCACUGCCGACUGCCCCAGCCUGCACCAGGGUCGCACUCGGGCAAUUCCCCACGUCGCCGGCCAGUGGCCGAGCCACAUCUACGUCGAGUGGUUCCCGACGUCGCCAGAGCACGCGUCUUUGGAGGCACUGCUCACUGCGGUCAUCGACGUCCUACCCCAGACGGGCAAUCCGCCCGGACGGCCGGCUGUUCACAGCCUGCUCACCAGCGAUCUCGGCGUGCCGUUGCCGCUGCACAUCAGCCUGUCGAGGCCGUUUGUGCUCCGUACGGCACAGAAGCCGACUUUCCUCGAUAGCCUCAUCGCUUCUGUGUCGUCGUCGCGUGUUGUGCCAUCUUACGUCGGCUUCAAUGGCCUCGACUGGUAUCGCAGCCCCGACUCGGCUCGCGCAUUUCUGGUGCUUCGGGUUGCGGUCACCGACAAGGCCGCUGUGGCUGACGUAAGCAAAAGCAGGGGCCGCGGCCACAACCACCCGCUGGUGUCUCUGCUGGCGCGGUGCAACAGCCAGGUUGCAUCUGUGGGCCAGCCAACCCUGUACGGGCAGAGCACCGCCUCCGAAAGCGACGAGGACGACACCGUCGCCUUCGCCUUUCACGUCUCCGUCGCCUGGACAUUGGCAGAUGACAUUCAUGCCUGGGUAAAGCUGACCGAACAGGCUUAUGGCACGUGGCAGCAGAACCAACGCAAGGAAAGCAAGGAACCGCUACACUUUAACGUCGAUAGCGUCAAGAUCAAGAUCGGCAACAUCGUGUCAGACAUCCCACUGGCAGCCAGCGAGCGGCGAGCUAAGAGGGCACGAACAAAUACAGGGCCCAAUCACGGGCCAAGAAAGAAGCUUUCUGGCCUAUAUUGA
This is a messenger RNA of Grosmannia clavigera kw1407, 1020 nucleotides long. RefSeq lists its product as uncharacterized. The record is from RefSeq and is a predicted model, not a curated record. NCBI's taxonomy places the organism in Eukaryota, Fungi, Ascomycota, Sordariomycetes, Ophiostomatales, Ophiostomataceae. Bases 1 to 1020 code for a protein of 339 amino acids. Gene Ontology annotation, biological process: U6 snRNA 3'-end processing. Gene Ontology annotation, cellular component: nucleus. Gene Ontology annotation, molecular function: 3'-5'-RNA exonuclease activity. The transcript is spliced from 3 exons.